Molecule: messenger RNA, 2062 nt
Organism: Coccidioides posadasii C735 delta SOWgp
Lineage: Eukaryota; Fungi; Ascomycota; Eurotiomycetes; Onygenales; Onygenaceae
Biological process (GO): intracellular protein transport; vesicle-mediated transport
Cellular component (GO): fungal-type vacuole; CORVET complex
Source: RefSeq, a predicted model, not a curated record
CAUUCAUGGGGCCCUUUGAUCAUGCUGUGCUUGUCUCCGUGAGAGAAGAAUUUCUAGUUUGCUGCUUCAAUGCAGCCAAUCGAUAAAAAUGGCUCCUCAUCCGGGUCUUGAAGCCGAUCACAUCAAGGAGAAAUCCAAGAAAGACCUUCUUGAUCUCCUUGAAGCUGUAAGGGGCAAAAAGAACCUUGUAAUCAGCAAGGCUCUUGCUGGUCCUGUUGGAGUGUUUGUCAAAUUUUCUGUCCUCCAGGAGUACGGAGUUGACCGUGUAUUCCUACUGGAACACGAAAACGUUGAUUCAUCUCAGCGGAAUAUUAUUUUUCUAGUCAAUGCGGAGAAGCCGAGCUACGUACAAUUUGUUUCUGCUCAGAUUCGGAAACUUCAGCGGAAUGACACUGUCGAACACGAAUUCUCGAUAUUCUGGGUGCCACGCAGGACCCUUGUUUCCGAUCGGAUCCUUGAAGAAGAAGGCAUCAUUGGAGAUGUAAACAUUGCCGAACUCCCCUUGUACUUUUUUCCCCUUGAGAAUGAUCUACUUUCUCUAGAGCUCCCAGAAUCCUUUAGUGAUUUAUAUUUGCAUCGAAAUCCUGGCGCAAUAAAUCUUUCAGCAAAGGCGUUGAUGCAAUUCCAGAGGAGACAUGGCCUGUUUCCACGUAUUGUUGGAAAAGGUGAUAAUGCGAGAAAGCUAGCAGAUCAAUUACUGCGCAUGAGAAAGGAACUAGACGCAGAAGAGUCAUCAGGUCUAGUGGAUGGGCUCGGAAGAGGACUCAUGGUCAGCUCUACGAUGGAAAAUUUGAUCAUCAUCGACCGUGAAGUGGACUUUGCAACAGUAUUAAUGACACAGCUGACAUACGAGGGCCUCGUGGACGAAUUUUUCGGGAUUAGCAAUAAUCAAACUGAAGUCGAUUCGACGAUAAUUGGUGUGGGUCCUCCGGGCCAGGCAUCGCAAGGUUCAGCUUCAGGUGCAUCGUCAGCUCCAAAGCAGUCGCUGAAACGCAAAAUCCAGGUAGAUUCGUCCGACCCACUUUUCAGCCAACUUCGCGAUGCCAACUUUGCCAUUGUUGGCGGCCUUCUGCAUAAAGUUGCAAGGCGUCUGGAAAGCGACUAUGAGAGCCGGCAUGGCGCCAAAACAACAUCGGAGUUGCGAGAAUUCGUCAACAAACUUCCAGCUUACCAGGCCGAACACACAAGCUUGAAAAUUCAUACAAAUCUCGCGGAAGAGAUUAUGCGCCAAACUCGCUCUGAUGUCUUUCGGCGAAUCCUUGAAGUCCAGCAGAAUAUAGCAGCUGGUGCAGAUCCCGCUACUCAGCAUGAUCUAAUUGAAGAGCUAAUUGCUAGGGACGUCCCCAUCGCGUCCGUCCUACGACUGUUAUGCGUUGAGUCAUGCGUUUGUGGGGGUUUUCGUCCCCGCGAUCUUGAUAAUUUCAAAAGACAAAUUCUUCAAGCUUACGGGUACCAACAUUUGUUGACACUUGACGCUCUUGAAAAGAUGGAGCUACUUCAAUCACGGUCUUCAGCCACAGCCAUGAUUCUACCUACCGGCGGCGGCGGUGGUGGAGCAUCCGGCCUGAAAACAAACUACAAUUAUCUACGUAAAGCGCUUCGACUCAUUGUCGAUGAAGUCGAUGAGCAAAACCCGGAUGACAUAGCAUACGUAUACAGCGGAUAUGCGCCGUUAAGUAUUCGCCUGAUUCAGUGUAUCUUACAAAAGUCUCAUAUACUCUCCCUCACGAAAAAUCUUCCCGCGCCGGCAGCGGCUGCAUCGGGUGGCACACCAUCUCCGGGCUGGUUAGGGUUCGAAGACAUUGUGAAGAGUGCUCGUGGAUCUACAUUUAAUAUCGUCCAAAAAGCAGAGGAGAAGGUCACUCGUGCGAAACAAACAUUAACGGGAGCUGGAGGUAUCAAGACGGUUUUCAUUUUCUUUUUGGGUGGAAUUACCUUUACGGAGAUCGCUGCUCUACGAUUCAUUGCCCAACAGGAAGCAGCCAGAAGACGCAUAAUGAUAUGUACGACGGGAAUUCUCAAUGGGACCAAGAUGAUGGAGGCUGCGAUAGAAAAGUCGUAA